CGCUGUGAUUCGAAAUUCCAUGAUCAAAUGCAUGAAUUGCAGCCUUCUGAAUUCUGAUCAGGAAAGUCGAGAACAAGUUGCAAACUUUGGUGGAAGAAUUGGGAGUCCGUUGGAUGUUGACCAACGGAUUUGAACAACAAUGAAGGAGUCGUUAGAUAGAUCAGAGUUGCGCAGAAUGCAAAGGGAGCAAGAGCGGGAACGACGCCGUAUAAGGGACAGGCAAAGAAGGCAGUCUAUGACCGUUGAACAGAGAGAACGACAUCUGGCUCGGCGUCGUAGGAACUAUCAACUUAGACGACUGAGAGCUGAGAAUGCUAAAGUUGAUUGCCAAUCUCAGCAAAUAAGCAACGAGCAUGAAGAAGCAGCAGCAGCAGCAGGAGGGAAUGAAGGGAAUGAUGACCAAGAAGUAACUCAGACUGAAAAGCUACGCGCCGAACGUCUGCAUUACUCUGAGUGCUUGGAAGCUGCAGCUUGUAAAUCGGCUAAUUUCACCAAACGGUUGCGUUUGAGUCAUAUACGGCGGCUUGCACGAUCCUUGAAUCAUUUAGGGGGUGAAGCUAUUGGUAACCACCAAAUUGUAGCAGACGUGAUUACAAAGGGUGAUGCUAAUAAUACUUCUUGUUUCCGAAUUGGAGAUUUUGAUUCUGGUAGGCUGCCACAUGGACUACGAUUGAAUCGUGUUAAACGUCUUGCACGGACAUUAAAUAUUGCUGCUCAUGAGACUUCUGUGAACUGCCCGAAAGGUACUAAAGAAAAAUGUGCAUUGGACCAGAAUGUGUCUGCGGAAGAGGUUCCAGUGACCGGUGAUGAUAAGCCUAAAUUUGGACAAACUAUCAGGGUCGGAGGAGAUGUUGAAGGACCCAACAUGGAUGGUAAUAAUCAGCUGCAAUUUCCAUAUAAUUAAAGCAUUGGAUAAACACCCCCUCAUGUACUAAUGUCAAGAGGUGAACUUUAACCACACACAAAGCAAUGGACUUUAUGUAGCUCAUCUCUACAGGUUUUUGACUGAAGACUAAAUGCAUGACAGAGAAAAGCUAACGGGAUGAGAAAAGCUUCUUGGAUUCAUAAAAUUUGCUGGCAAAGCUCUCUGAUUUCUUUGAAGAAUUACAUGUAACGGGAAGAGCAAAGAACUGGAACUACGGUUUACUGCUCUGCUGCUGGCAGAUUUGGAUUAGGAAAGAGAAAAUAUUCAUAAGGGCCUUGAAUGAAUAGGAUUAUACAUGUAGAUCAAAUUGUGGACGAAUUAAUUAUACAGAUUUACUUAUAAGAGAUUCUUUGUAGGGGGUUUUAUUUUGGUCUG
Molecule: messenger RNA, 1300 nt
Organism: Prunus dulcis (almond)
Lineage: Eukaryota; Viridiplantae; Streptophyta; Magnoliopsida; Rosales; Rosaceae
Exons: 7
Coding region: 140-904 (254 amino acids)
Source: RefSeq, a predicted model, not a curated record